Psilocybe cubensis is the source of this 783-nucleotide messenger RNA. RefSeq lists its product as uncharacterized. The transcript has 8 exons. Gene Ontology annotation, biological process: import into nucleus. The coding region runs from base 1 to 783 and encodes 260 amino acids. The record is from RefSeq and is a predicted model, not a curated record. Gene Ontology annotation, cellular component: cytoplasm. Lineage: Eukaryota; Fungi; Basidiomycota; Agaricomycetes; Agaricales; Agrocybaceae.
AUGGCAGGCAAGUUCAAACCUCUCCUCAACCUUGCAUAUUUUCAACAAACUUCAUCUCAAACUGCACUCAUUAUCGGAGCCACAGGCCAAACAGGUCGCCACCUGCUUCAAAAUCUGCUCGCCUCACCGCACUUCAGCCAUGUCGGCGAGUAUGGCCGCAGAGUGACUCCCACAGAGGAGAUAACGACUGGGAAAGACAAGCUCGAGCAAAAGACCAUUGAUUUUGAGAAGAUCUCGGAGUCAGGGUUGAAGCAGAAAAACUGGGAUGUGGUGUUCAUCACUCUUGGGACGACGAGGGCUAAUGCAGGGAGCGCAGAGGCUUUUGAGAAGAUUGACAGGGAAUAUGUUCUCGCUGCUGCUAAAGAAGCUAGGAGCUCAGAUCCCUCAGCAUCCCAACGACUCGUCUACCUCUCUUCCGGUGGAGCUAAUUCCAGUUCCCCUUUCCUCUAUCCCAAGAGCAAAGGCUUGACUGAAGAAGGUCUGGCAAGCCUGGGAUACUCCGACACAAUUAUCUUUCGGCCUGGUUUCCUCGCAGGUACAAACCGGUCAGACCACAGACUCGCGGAAUCUGUCUUCGGGAAAAUCACCGGUGUCUUAUCUUACGUGACUUCUGCGGUGGAAAUCAACAUCCGCACGCUCGGGAAGGCGAUGGCUGAAGCAGGUCGCCUUGGUUCCGCCUCGCUUCCUCCCGCAGUACACGCCGCACAAGCGGGCAAGGACGGCGCAAAGUUCACUGUCAUUAACAACGCUGGAGCUAUCAAGCUAGCUGAGCUGACAAAAUAA